GAUGUGUUGUUUUGUGUCGGUGUUUUUUUUUCGGGUGAAAAUAAGCCGGCUUUAACGAAAACAACAUUGAAACGUGAAAUACGAGAUCCUCCGUUCUGGCAUUGGCCGGAAGCCUCGACGUGGCCAAAUUUAAAUUCGUUCCCAUAAUCCCGGGAGCUUUCGAAAAUUGGAAAUCGAUGAAAUAACACCCUUCAAAAAAAUUGUUAUCAUUCCGGACUCGCGAAAAUCCUGUGACGAUGUGAGUUCUUUCUUGUGGGUGUUAAAUUUUUAGUCGAAAAUCUAAGUCCACGGAUACGGAGGCCAAGAUGUCCAGUGGCGUGUGGCUUCGAUGUCAUUCUGUCUUGACGCCGCUGACUCUGCUGUCGCUACUCUUGCUGUUGGGGAUCCAUCUUCCGUACGUUGUAGCGCAAUGCGGACCCUCGGCACAAGAAAAGCAAGACAGGCAGAGUAAGCUGGCUCUCUAUAAAGUCACCCUGAAGACAUACUGGUCGAGAGCACGCUUCCCCAGACAUUAUCCCGAAUGGAAACCUCCUGCUCAAUUCGGCAAACUUGUUGGUCGAACUCACGAUGCCACUUACACCCUUUACCGUCUGGGCGAGAGGCUUUCUUCUGGAGUGAGGCAAUACGUUGAAACUGGAAGGACGGACGGUCUUGAUACUGGAGGUGAAUUCCCGAAUACCUUACACUCUUUUAGCGGUCCUUCAGUACCUCAGGGUGAAGGGACGAGUAUAGCAAGAGCAUUUCUUGAUGGCAAUCAUUCUCUCAUCAGCGUAGUGGCUCGCAUCAAUCCCAGCCCCGAUUGGUUCAUAGGGGUGGAUUCUUUCCAACUCUGCGUCGAGGGCAACUGGGUGGAUACAGUCACUGUCGAGCUUGACCCUUUGGACGGCGGAACUGACAACGGAUUCACGUUUACGGCUGCCAAUUGGCCAACUCAACCCCAGGGGAUUGCCUACAGGAUCACGUCCAGAUAUCCUGCACAUCCCGCAGGAAGCUUUUUCUAUCCGAAUUUGCCACGUCUGCCUCCAAUCGCCACACUCACAUUCACCAAGUUGAAGGAGUACACACUGACGGAAACGUACCACGAGGACGAAGUAGAGAUGGAAUUCGUGAGCAACGAAAAUUUACUGUCGAAUAGUCCGACCCCCAGAGGAAUCGAUCCGAACAGAGACCUGAACGAGGUCAUUGCUGUAGAACGAGGGGAAAUGGAUACCCAAAGAUACAGUUACUGGACACCCGAGAAUUCUCGAGAGCAGUUCGUGACAAGUAAGCCCGAUGACAACAAGGCGGCUAUCAUGAACAGCAUCGCCUCGUCAUAUGCUCUGCAACGACCGAGGUUAAUGGCGACCUCGAAGCCUUUGCCGGACAAAACGAAAGAGGGUAAAAAGCUCGAAAAUAUCGGAAAGUGGUCGUACUACCGACCCUACCAGGGCUCCUCAGAGGCGCAGAAGGCACAAAUAUUUGAGGAUAUUCAAAGGAAAAUCACCAAUGUUACGAGCGUGCCCGCCACCAGUCAUCCCUGGAGAAAUUCUACCAAUAUCAGCGAACAUCAACGCAGAUACAGGUCGAAGCACCAUAAAUAUACCAAAGGAAAAAGACCGCGAACUCGACUGCCAAGGGACUGCAAAGUAGGCGAAUGGGGUCCCUGGAGUGCUUGCAGUCGAACUUGUGGGGUGGGUGAGACCCAGAGGACAAGAAAGGUCGUCAUAAAGCCGCGUAGGGGCGGCGUUCGCUGUCCACCACUAAAGGAAACCAAGUGGUGCAGCGGAAUCAAUCCUUGUCACGAGAAUGGUAAAUCUCUCCAGGACACUCAUCGAUGGUAGUGCUCCUCCUAUGAGUGAAUAGAUCCAAAAUCCGAUCGUGAUCCUUAGACAAAAAAAUCGCUAGUAGUUAAAGUUGACCCCCCCCC
Molecule: messenger RNA, 1906 nt
Organism: Belonocnema kinseyi
Lineage: Eukaryota; Metazoa; Arthropoda; Insecta; Hymenoptera; Cynipidae
Exons: 7
Coding region: 306-1820 (504 amino acids)
Biological process (GO): cell adhesion
Cellular component (GO): extracellular matrix
Source: RefSeq, a predicted model, not a curated record